CCCUCCGGUCCUCACGGCCCCCCCUCCCACAUCAGUCGGAUCAAGAUGGCGGCAGAGGCAGAGUACGAGUCCAUCCUGUGCGUUAAACCGGACGUUAACGUUUACCGGAUCCCGCCGCGAGCCUCCAACCGAGCAUACAGGGCAGCUGACUGGAAGCUGGACGCUCCUGACUGGUCUGGUCGAAUGAGGAUCACAGCGAAGGGCAAAGUGGCGUUCAUCAAACUGGAGGACAAAGUCUCAGGUGAGCUGUUUGCUCAGGCUCCGGUUAAAGAAUAUCCCGGCGUCGCCGUGGAGACCGUCAGCGACUCCAGCCGCUACUUUGUUCUGCGGAUACAAGAUGAUAACGGUCGCAGCGCUUUCAUCGGAGUCGGCUUCGGGGAUCGAGGCGACGCCUUCGACUUCAACGUGGCUCUGCAGGAUCACUUCAAAUGGGUGAAACAAGAGAACGAACUCAGUAAAAACGCUCAGCUCGGAGAUUCAGGGCCCAAACUGGACCUGGGCUUCAAGGAAGGACAGACCAUCACACUCAACAUAGGGCAAGGUAAGAAGAGGGAUAAGCCCCGCCCCCAAGGCUCAGGUGGGUUCGGACUCCUCCCACCACCACCUGGAGGCAAGAUAGCCCCGCCCCCUUCGUCAGGCUCGUCCAAUCACAACAUAGUCCAGCAGACGGGAGGCACAGCGACAGGAUGCUUGCUGGAGCUGGACAGCAGUAACUCCAACACCGUGGUCCAGUCGAACCCUAGUUCAGAUCUGUGGGGAGAUUUCUCUGCUCCUGCAAGCUCCGUUCCGCCUCCGUCUCGACCACAGAACUCCACUAACUGGAUCCAGUUCUGAGACGUCGAUCACGUCGGUCGUGAUUUCUCAUCUCACCUGCAUCUGUGUCCGUCGCUUCCCGUGCAUCACGCUGAGAGUAACUCCGCCUCACCGACCCCUCAGAAACAGAAAGACCGCAGAGCUGCAGAAUCAUCCUCCUGUCCAGCAUCCCCUCAGGAGACGAAGCCAUCAACACCAAACGAGCCGUUCUGACCAUAUUUAAGGGCUACGAGCAGCAGCUGUUCCUCCCCUGCAGGUGGUGCUGUGAGCAGAGGGUUGUUUUUGUCUCUGCAGCAGCUCCCCCUGCAGGCCCGGCAGAGAACUACACCUCAACAAGAUGCCGCUGCUUUCUGUCUGUACACAUUAGAGGAAGGAGAUUCUCAACAUUCUAAAAUGCUCUAGGAUUGGAGUUUAAAUGUGAUUCUUGUCUUAAAGCCUCAUUAGAUGGAUGAGUUUCAGAUCACAGCACUGAUUAGAAUAGAAACAUUUUGUGACUGAAUUAAGGAUCAUGUCUUAAAAUUACAUAAAUAGCUGCAAACCUCAUCAUGUCUAAUGUCCAAUUUGAUGCCAAAUUCCCAACACCCCAAAAAAAUAUUGUUUCUUUGAAAAAAAUCCAAAAAUUCAGCAAAAAAAAUCCCCAAAUUUCUGAAAAUUUGCAAAACCUUCAGGAAGAAAAUUCCAAUCAUUCCUUCAAAGUUUACCUUCAAAGUUUUAUUUUAAAGAAUCCCCCAAAUUUGGGAAGAAAACUCUUGUAAAUAUUUUUUAAAAAUUAAAUAAAAAUCUUCCAAAAAAUCCUAAAAAUAUCUAAAGUGAUUCCAUAUAUAUAUCAGUAAAACUUCUAAUAUUUUCUUUAAGAACAUUCACAAAAAAAUCAACCAAAAUCCAGUCAAAUUCACUGGAUUUUGGUUGAUUUUUUGUGAAUGUUCUUAAGAAACAUUUUUAAAAUUUCUUUUUUUCCACAAAAAAAUGUUCAAAAAUUUCCCAAAAAUGUUGAAAAUGUGGACAUAAGAAGUUUCACUGUGAAAAUUUUUUCCCCCACAUUUUCAAACUUUAAAAUGGGUCAAUUUUGACCCUCAGGACAACAGGAGGGUUAAAUCAAUUCAUAGAUGCAAUUUCCAAGCAUUAGUUCACAUCCUGUCCUUAAAUGACCUUUAUUAGAUGAUCAGGAAUUACCCUCAGUGGAGUAUUUAGUGUGGCUGGAGGAGAUACAGCAAGUAAAAUGUGUUCAUAAAAAUAUAUAUCUAUGUACAAGGUCACGCUGCUUAAAUCUUGAGAAUUUAUGUUUACAAUCUAAAAUCAUGUGUUUUUGUUUACUUCUGGGUGCUUUUUUGUUGUUGCAGAGCUGAAAUCAGACACAGAUUCUUUACUGUUGUAUAUUUACAUUUUUAAAUAAGCUAAAAAGAAUUAAAUGUUGCAUAUCUUUCUGCUGUUUGUCAGCUGGCAGUAAAUGUAAAACUACUGAAAUACUUCUUCACCGCAAACAUGCAGUUAAGUUGCCUGUUUGAUCGUCUAGUUGAAUGAGAAAUGGGAAAGGUUCUGUCUGCAGAGCUGCACCUUAUGCAUUAAAUAUGCAGUUUGUAAUUAACGUCACCCAGAUUUAAAGUUAAAUGCUGAGGAAGCUUCUAAACCAGGGGUGUCCAACAUGCAGCCCGUGGGCCAAAAGCGGUCCUCCAGAGGGUCCAAUCCGGCCCUCAAAGUGUAAAAAUUCCAGAGAAGACAUUAACUGCUGAUUGUAAAUUAGUAAAACUAUAAAUUUCAAAUCAUUUCUAGACCAUGACAAGUUGUUUGAUUAGAAAGUAAAAUACUAGAUUGUUCAUUGUUCUAUUGUUGUUUUGUGUCUAAAUUUUGCAAUAUUUUGUCUUGUUUUUAUUGGUUUUUGACUUUUUGUCGUUUUGUUUCUCGUUUGUCGUAUCGUUUCCUUUUUGUCUCACUUGUGUUUUUUUCUUAUUUUUGUCAUUUUGUGUUUUGCUUUAUUCGUUGUUUUGUGUGUUGUUUGUGUCGUUUGUCUACUUUUUUUGUCAUUUUGUUUCCUUUUUGUAAUAUUUUGUCCUGUUUUUGUCAUUUUUUGUCUCUUUUAUGUAAUUUUUUAUAUCGUUUGUCCAUUUUUUGUUGCUUUUUAACUUUUUUGUCUCGUUUGUGUUGUUUGUCUACUUUUUUGUCAUUUUGUAACUUUUUUGUCCAAUAUUUUGUCUCUUUUUUUGUUUCGCAUCGUUUGUCGCAUUGUCUUGUUUUUGUUUUUUGUCUAACUUUUGUUGUGUGCUUCUCAUUUUUGUCAUUUUGUGUUUCCUUUUUGUCUUGCUUGAGGUUUUUUUGCCUUAUUUUUGUCAUUUUGUGUUUUCAUUGUUUUGUGCAUCGUUUUUGUCGUUUUGUGUGUUUUUUUGUCUUGCCUGUGUUGUUUGUCUACUUUUUUGUCGUUUCUUGUUUUUGUCAUUUGUCCACUUUGUGAACAUUUUCACAAUUAACUUUUUUGCACUGAAACAAAGGAACCAUGAGGAGUUGUGGUUAUUUAUCAGUUAUUCUGCUGUGGUUUUACUGGUUUUACUGGAGAUCAGACUGGGCUGGAUGUGGAACCUGAACUAAGAUGAGUUGGACUCUCCUGGUCUAAACAGUUCCUCUCAGUGAGUUAUGAUGAUGAGAAAAUAGACGGCUGCAGGGCUUGAAUUCAGUUUCCUGCUUUUUCGUGUUUGUGAAAUGACCAUGCAGACUUCUUUUAAUGGAAAAAUGUUUAUCUAGCUGCAGUUUAAAUGCAAAGAGUCCUGUGGUGGAUUCAUGAAUGGUUUAAUGCAGCAGAUGCAGGAGCAACAGAUGAGUCGGACAAUCUGAGGAAAGCAUCUGGAAGUUAAAAGCUUCAGAGUCAGAGAAGAUCAACAAACUGGAGCUAGCAGCUAGUUAGCUUAGCUUAGCUCUACACCUGUGAACACAUUAUUUUGAGUUUAAUUUCUGUUUCUUUCAGUCCUGAUGAUGCUGAGUUAAAGAAUGAUGUGCUAUAAUCCUCUCGUGGCCUGACAAAAGAAACAAGUUCCUUUAUCGAGCUUCGAGUGAAAACCUAAAAUGAUUGUUUCCUCCUGAAUGUCUUCAUGGCAGCAGAUGAAAUGUUCAGAUUGUGUUUACAGGACCUUUGGCUUCUGAAGCUGUUUUUGACUGUGAAUUAAUUUGCGUAGAGUUUUGAGAUUUACUGUAUUUACAGUGGCAUUGAGCUGUAGGGCUGGUGGAUAAAUCAUACAUGUGUGUUGUGUUUACAUCGCUCCCACUGCUGGCUGAGAUUUAAAAAGACAAAUGUCUCCCAUUCCUCACUCAUUCCACCGACUAACACUUUGAUUUAUGACCAAUUUCAUGAGAAAGAGGCAAUAAAUCCUUUCAAAGGA
This is a messenger RNA of Amphiprion ocellaris (clown anemonefish), 4178 nucleotides long. RefSeq names its product NECAP endocytosis associated 1 (gene necap1). The record is from RefSeq and is a predicted model, not a curated record. Bases 46 to 834 code for a protein of 262 amino acids. Gene Ontology annotation, cellular component: clathrin vesicle coat; membrane. NCBI's taxonomy places the organism in Eukaryota, Metazoa, Chordata, Actinopteri, Pomacentridae. The transcript has 8 exons. Gene Ontology annotation, biological process: endocytosis.